UUAUGACAACAUUACACGGUCACAUGUCUAGCUAUUGUGCUUGAUAUUAUUGGACUAGUUGCCCCUAGUCUCUGGACUACUUAGUCAACAUUCAACUUUUCUUAAUUUUGGGAGGGAAAAAAAGAAAAUGCGAGUUUACCACUAGAACAACGUUCAACAGUUGAAGUUACAACUUAGCUUACGAAACAGCGGAAAUUAUACGCCGAGGAAAAAUGGUGUGGAAGGGUUGUACUCCGUACAGCGUGUACGUCCUACUGCUUCUGCUGUUUGCAUACCUGUUCAACCAACUUGACCGCUACAUGCUGGCCAUUACGGCCAAACCCAUGGCUCAGGACAUUCACUUUGGUGACCAGGCCUGCAUGCUGAACACAUCAUACACUGACAAGGAUCUGGAGGGACGAAAGUGCAAUGGUACUUCUUCAGACACAUGUUCAUCAAUAGAAGUGAAUGGCACGGAGCACAUCUGUAAAUGGGACUACAACGGCCAGGGUUACGAGUACCAGGCAGUAGCUGGUCCAGUCUUUACCCUGGUCUACACCUUUGCGGGCAUUUUCAUCGGGUUUGCCGCUGACCGCUACAAUCGCAAGAUACUGCUGGCUAUCUGUCUGAUAUUCUGGUCAGUGAUGACAGUAUUGACCGGAGCUAUCAACACGUACUGGCAGUUGGUCAUUCUCAGAUUUGGCCUGGGGUUUGGGGAAGCCGGCUGCACCCCGUUUGCCACGUCACUGAUUGCUGACUACUUUGAGGAAGCUACUCGGGGUCUAGCCUUGGGGGUCUACAACUGGGGUAUUUACACUGGCUACAGUCUGUCUUACGCACUCGGCAACAAAAUUGUGGAGUUCAAUAUACUGGGCCAGAGUUGGCGCUGGGCAUUUUAUUUGUGUGGAGCACCAGGUGUACUUCUGGGCUUGGUUAUAAUACUGUCACUCAAAGAACCCUUACGCCCUAAUAAGGCUUUGGGGAGUGGCCAUCUACAGACUGUUGAGGGCGGAGUUUGCCACAAACUGGCAUCAAUUCUGAAGCCGUUUCUGAGUCCAUCGCUGAUCAUGCUGUGCAUAGCUGGGUCUAUCAGGAAUGCAGCUGGAUAUGUGUGGGCCUACAACACACAGCCUUACUUCCAGGCCAUUCAGCAAACCCCGGACCAGAUUGCCACCUAUAUGGGAUGGAUUCCUCUGGUGGGAGGAAGUUUGGGUGUGGUCGCUGGCGGCUUUAUCUCGGACAGGAUAGUCAAGAGGCGGGGACUUUACGCCAGAGUUUUUGUCUUAGUUGUUAGUCAGAUUUGCGCUGCUCCUUUUGCAGCGGGUACUUUAUUUUUUGACCCACCUUAUGGAUACAUCUGCCAAAUACCAACAUACUUAUUGGGUGAAAUGUGGGUGGGGGUCACCUUGGCCGUGGUGGUGGAGUUAGUGCCCUCGUCAAUCAGAGCCAGUGCAGUCGCUGUCUACCUCUUCAUCAUCACAAAUAUAGGAGGUGCUCUACCCCUUCUGGUUCCACCUCUUCAGCAGGCUUUUGAGGCACAAGGGAAUAGCAAAGCUGCAGCUCUGCGAGAUGCUCUCUACAUCUUGUACCCGGGUCUUUAUGUGGGAGGAUCAGUCCUUUUCCUUCUUACCAUGUUUUUACUGAAAAGAGAUCAACGAAGGAUGCAGCAAAGCGAAUAUCAACCUAUUGACGGAACGAGCAAAGGGGAAUAACUCAGUCACCUAAAUACUCACUAUAAACUCAUUGUUGUCUCCCCUACAUGCUCAAGUUGCCGUAUAUUGCAUACAGCUUGGGCUGAUCCUCACUUUACCUUCAACUGGGAUGAUUAUUCUGCAGAAUUGCGGUUUAAAAAACCUUUCUGAAAUCAAUACUGGUGCUAGAAGCUCAACCAGAUGCUCUACACAUUGGUUACAUACUGUAUGUUCAACCUUUCUAUGAAGUCAUGGUGUCUCAAGACUUACACCAAUAAUGUAAUAAAAGAAGUUUCACACCAUUUAGACAUCCUACACUGAGAGUCAUGUCAUUUUACAUAAAGCACCAGGGUGUACUGUACAUGUAUAAGCAGACAAGCUGCCUACCUCAUUUCGUAGUAUUAAAUAAUAAUUUAUCUGUAAGGUUUUUGUAUAAUGUUACGUGAACAAAAAUGACUGCAAUCAUAAAGAUAUCCCUUCUCUAAAAUAUGCAAGAAUUCAAUGAAUACAGUGUUUUUAGUGUAAUAGUUUACACUCAGCAUGCAUGUGAGCUUAAGACGUUGAUCGGCUCAACUCAACUGGUCAUACUCAGUUGUUCCCGUCACUGAUGGACUUUGGGUUGAACUGGUAAUGACUGGAGGACAACUCCUGUUUAGUGGUAUCGUUAUAUGGCAUAUACGAGAGUUUUAAAUUGAUGAAGAGCCUCAGUGUGGCCAGAUGUUGAUGGAUGGACAGUCGUGUGAUUACAAAAGCAAACUGAUGGAUGCAUAAAUAAUAGUGACAAAACAGUGGAAGACAAGUUGCAAUGAACACUUCACAAGUUCAUGUUUACAUUAAAGCAAGCAAAGAUAGAACCAUGUCAUUAAGUAAUGUGAAUUUAAUGAGUGAGUAGAUUUCUAGACACUACACUGUACAUACAGUAAAUGACCUAAAAUUUCGCCCAAGACUAAGCUGUAGAUUUUACUUGAUUCUGAGUUCUGUUGAUCUUAGGAAAGGUCUCACACACAUACACAGGUUGUACACAGGUUUGCUUUGGAAGGUAGGAUGAUCUUCGGCUGGAAAAAUGCGAGUUUUAACAGCAAAAGUAAUAUUUUGUGACAUUUGUUUGCCUAUGAAAUGCAAAACUACGGGGCAAAAUUUUAGACCAAUUACUGUAGGUGUCUAUGCUGACUAGAAACUGGACAAUGUCUCAAGCUAAGACACGCCAGUAAUAUCAUGCCAAUAUGCUGUUUUGUAUUGUUCAGACCCUGUCUUUUUUUUUUUGUGUGUGUCGAAUUCCAUUUAGGAAUGUACUCUUACUGGCUAAAUUUUUUUUUAUGACAGAAGACUUAUGAAAUGCAAAACACCUCUAUUUGCUCAAAUUUUGUACAUUCCACAAAUGGUGGUACCGUUUUAUACUGUAAUAUAUAUAUAUAUAUAUAUUUGAAAAAAAAUCACUAAGAUUUGUGUAAACAUAUUUAAAUGAAUUGUUAUGGCGUGCAUGUAUCUUACAUCAAGAACAUUGUAUGUAUAUGUAAUACUUCGUUAGUUCUGUAUGAUUCGCACAAAGAUCAGAAGUGUCAAGUGA
Molecule: messenger RNA, 3237 nt
Organism: Liolophura sinensis
Lineage: Eukaryota; Metazoa; Mollusca; Polyplacophora; Chitonida; Chitonidae
Product: MFS-type efflux pump MSMEG_3705-like
Exons: 9
Coding region: 213-1691 (492 amino acids)
Biological process (GO): transmembrane transport
Cellular component (GO): membrane
Molecular function (GO): transmembrane transporter activity
Source: RefSeq, a predicted model, not a curated record